AUGCCUCAUCAUCUAACCUCCCUCUUUAAAUCCGCUGCGGGGAUUGCAAAUGGUGUUUUGGGAAAUUCGGUGGGGAGUAGAAGGCGAAAUGGGAAUGGGAAUGAGAAGCAGGAUUUACUGAAGAGGGAGAAGGGAGAAAAUGAGAGAGAAGAAAAACUUCGGACUGAAGAUUUGGGUUUGGGAGGAGUUGCUAGGGAUGAGGGGGGAAUUGUUGGUGGGGAUUUGGUUGAAGGGGACGACGGGGUGGAGGGUAGGGAGAUGAGUGGAAUGAGCGGAAGAAGUGGGACGUGCAAACAUUGUAAGUCGAUUGUUACGUCAGGCUCAACAGCUACAGAUAGAAAGGAUAAUCUUCUUCCUUUGACGCCGUGUUUGAGAGCUGUGGAUGGAUCGGAUGUGGAGGUUAGUCCUACGGAUGAAUUGGGUGGGUUUGGUGGGGAAGGUGGGAGUGGAAGUGUAGAUGAGGAAGAUGAGGGUGGCGGUAUUAAGAAUACUGGGGCAAGUGGGUUAGAGACCGGAGGAAAGAGCCACAAAGACAAAGACAUCACUCCUACUUCUAUCCCACUCCCAAUAUCGAGUACGACCUCAAGCAUAAACACGAUAUCUGAAAUACAAUAUACAGCUACUAGAAAUCGUUCCUCUACUAUUCCGCGCAAACAGAUUGUUACUAAUAUAAGAGGUUGUCUUGAGUGGAAGACUGAGUAUGGGGGAUAUGAGGGUAUGGAAUGUGGAGGGAAAGGAGAAGGAAGGGGAAAUGUGGAAAGAGGGGAGAGAUUGAGAAGUUUCGGGAGUGCGAAGAGUAAAGCUAUUGGUGAGAGGAAGGAGGAGAGAAAUGCGAGAUUGGAGAGAGAGAGGAUGGAAAGGAGUAGGAGGGAUCUCCGCCACGAAAAUCCCCUCUAUUCCCAUCCCGUCCAACCCAAUACAAUCUCGCAGGGAACACCACCCACCACAAAUCCCCUCUACGCCAACACCUCCAGCCCAUCAAUCAACUCCUCAAACUCCAAAUCUCGCGCUUUUCGCCACUCGUAUACGGUACCUAUUCAUGGAUUGAAUCUUAUGGGUAAAGGAGUUGAGGGGUCUACUGAUGUGGAGGGUAUAUCUGGAGGCAUGGAGAAUAUAUGCACUGGAAAUAGUGUAAGUGGUGUAAGUGGAAUGGGAAGAGGUACUGCGAGGGAUAGAUAUAGCGGGAAUAGUAAUACAUCAGUUUCUGGUUCUGGAUCGGGGGCGAUGGGAAUGGGAUCGCGAAGGGGAAGUUUUCUGAGGAGAGCAAGUGUGAGUUUUAAGGGGUUGGGUGCGGGAAUGGGGUUUAUGAGGAGUUCGAGUGGAGGAGGUAUUGCGGUGGGUGGAACCGGGGAGGGAAUGCAAGUAUUGGGUGUAAAUUCUGAAAAAGUCGAUUCGAAUACUAUACCUGCCGAGUUUCUGAGAGGUGUAGGUGGAUAUGCGGGUGAUGGGAUGGGUAUAUGUGUGGGGAGGGAGAAAUCUGAGAUGGACACAGAAAAAAGACAUAGUUAUCGCCAUUCACUUAUUUUACCGAAAUUUGAAUGGGAGGAGGAAUCUGUGGGUGGGAAGGAGGUUUGA
Molecule: messenger RNA, 1575 nt
Organism: Sclerotinia sclerotiorum 1980 UF-70
Lineage: Eukaryota; Fungi; Ascomycota; Leotiomycetes; Helotiales; Sclerotiniaceae
Exons: 3
Coding region: 1-1575 (524 amino acids)
Source: RefSeq, a predicted model, not a curated record